UUUCAGCCAAAACUCUAUCCUUACCAUCAACAGCCCCACCUCUUCUCUUCUCUUUUUCUCUUUUUUCUCCUUCUCUAAAACCUCUCCCAAGAAACACCCCCCCAACAUAAAUUGGGAGACUGAGAGGAAAGAGGUUAAAGAGGCCAUGGAAAGGCUUCUAUACUCUUCUUCUCCAACUCCUCUCAAAUUCAGCCUCAAAUCCACUUCCUUUCUCCCUCGAAUUCACUCGUUGAAACUCGGGUUUGGUCCUCUAACUCGCCCGGAUUUCAGACGAGUUAACUCAGUCUCUUGCAAACAUGACAACCCAUCAAAUCCUCUUACUUCCGUUAAACUUCCCUCUCUUUCUCCUCUUCCCCCAACUGGGUCUACGCCAAAAUCCCAUUUUAACAACCAGAUCGAGAAUGGAGCCCCUUUGCAACAAAAGGCAGCUACUCUUGGGACAUUUUUAGUGCUCUCAGCUAUCAUCAUGUUCUUAAUCCCCCCAGUUUUUGCCCCGCCAGCAUUUGCCACAUUCCAAACUGCUGCGGAAACUGGGGGUACUGCUGCUGCUGUGGGGUCAAAAUUGAUGCGUACUGAAUUAUUAAGCAGUGCUUGGACUGGUUUCCUUGCUGGUUGCUUACACACAUUGUCAGGGCCUGACCACCUUGCUGCUUUGGCUCCACUCUCAAUUGGUCGUUCACGAAUGGAAAGUGCUGUUGUUGGAGCUCUCUGGGGAUGUGGGCAUGAUGCUGGCCAGGUCAUAUUUGGCUUGCUAUUUCUACUGCUAAAGGAUAGACUCCAUAUCGAGAUUAUUAGAACUUGGGGAACAAGAGUAGUUGGUUUUACACUACUUGUUAUUGGCGCUAUGGGAAUUAGGGAAGCUUCAGAAGUCCCAGCCCCAUGCGUUGCACUAGAAAAUGGUGAAUGUGAUGUCAGUGUCUAUGAAGCACUAGAAAGCCCAACAGUUGGAAAGAAGAAGAUUGGUUUUGCUACUUUUGCCACCGGAAUUGUCCAUGGGUUGCAACCAGAUGCAUUGAUGAUGGUCUUGCCGGCACUUGCGCUGCCUUCGCGCUUGGCUGGUGCUGCAUUCCUCGUCAUGUUUCUAGUCGGGACUGUUGUUGCAAUGGGAAGCUAUACAGUUUUUCUAGGCUCUUGUAGCCAGGCAUUAAAGGAUCGAGUACCUAGAAUCACUGAGAAACUGACGUGGAUAUCUUCGCUAGUAGCAAUUGCUCUUGGCCUGGCCAUUAUUGUUAGCCAGUUUUUUGGAUUCAGCUUGUAUUGAUCCACCUGACCCGGCAGCCAGAUUCACAUUUGCAAGCUAGCAUUUAGUGUUAGAGAAAGAAAGCUCUUUAGAAAUAGAUAAUUUAUCGUCGGCAACAGAAAUAUCAGUGAGAAUCUGUCUUCUUUAGUCUUAUUUUGCUUUUUGUGAGGUUGUAAUUUUUGAUAUAUAAGUGAAGCCUAUGUCAUGGAGAAAUCUCUGUAAUUCAUUUAUGGUAGAAUUCGAGUUUGGUUGAAAAACUUUCUGGUAUUCAUAUGCCUCAACUUUUAAUGUAUUUGAUUUUGAGAAUGAAAAUCAAAUAUUACUCUUGAA
Ricinus communis (castor bean) is the source of this 1570-nucleotide messenger RNA. RefSeq lists its product as uncharacterized. The coding region runs from base 146 to 1261 and encodes 371 amino acids. Lineage: Eukaryota; Viridiplantae; Streptophyta; Magnoliopsida; Malpighiales; Euphorbiaceae. The transcript is spliced from 2 exons. The record is from RefSeq and is a predicted model, not a curated record.